UUGUCAUUUUCUCUUUGUAUCGGCGUCGUCCACGGCCCGCCACUUUCAUUGGAACUCGUUCGAAGCAAUAAUGUUGUACGUAAGUCUAGUGACAACAUGCCUGCGAGGCUAAGGAGAUUUGCCCGAGUUGCUGGACUGACUCGCGAAGGCGUGCUGAGGUUCCUUGUUUCUGGCAUCUCUGGAGCAGUACUACCAUUCGCUUGUGUGUCUACAAGGUGGACUUCGUUCCUGCCGGCAGUGCACCUAUCUGACCAGGAACAAGAGGCAUAUGAAAGCGCACCUUCUCAGACAUACAAACGAGCGCCCCUUCCAGUGCCACCUGUGUCCGUCUGCGUACAAUCACAACUGCGACCUCAGAUGGCACAUUCGACUCUUACGGGGGAGCGCCCCUUUUUCUGCAUCCACAGCAGUGAAUCCUUUUCAUCUAAAAGCCACCUUUCGAAGCACAUGCGCAAGCACAACCAUACAGAAGAGCGUCCCUUUUCCUGUCUCUACUGCCAUGCAUGCUUUCCACAGAGACGCACUAAAAGACCAUAUGUGUCGUCCUCAUGCAAAGGUUCCUCGACUACAGCAUCCCUGAAGCAGUACAGCUCACUCGUGUCCAUACAAGGCGGGCUGCAUUCCUGUCGGCAGUGCACCUAUGUGACCCAGCACAAGAGAAUAAUGAAAACACACCUUAGCAGACACACAGGCGAUUACCGCUUCCAGUGCCACCUGUGUCCAAUGGCAUUUACUCGGAGCGACAGUCUCAAAGACCACAUUCGCACCCACACGGGAGAGCGUCCCUUUUCCUGCGUACACUGCAGUGCAUCUUUUUCGCUGAAAGGCAACCUCGUGAGGCACGUGCGCACCCACACAGGAGAGCGUCCCUUUUCCUGUGACCACUGCAAUGCGUCCUUUUCGGUUAAACACAGCCUUGGGAAGCACAUGCACACCCACACAGGAGAGCGUCCCUUUUCAUGUGACCACUGCAAUGCAUCCUUUUCGUUUAAAAGCAGCCUUGUGACGCACAUGCGCACCCACACAGGAGAGCGUCCCUUUUCCUGUGACCACUGCAAUGCAUCCUUUUCAGUGAAAAGCACUCUGACGGAACACUUGCGCAGCCACACUGGAGAGCGUCCCUUUUCAUGUGACUACUGCAAUGCAUCCUUUUCGUUUAAAAGCACCCUUGUGACGCACAUGCGCACCCACACAGGAGAGCGUCCCUUUUCCUGUGAACACUGCAAUGCAUCCUUUUCGGUUAAAUUCAGCCUUGUGAGGCACAUGCGCAGCCACACAGGAGAGCGUCCCUUUUCCUGUGACGACUGCAGUGCAUCCUUUUUACGCAAGCACCACCUCAUUCGCCACACCUCCAUUCUUCAUCCAAGGAAGACUCCCUAAAGGUUCCCUCUCUUCGGCAUCCUUGGAGCAGUACCAUUCUCUUGUGUCCGUACAAGCCCGACUGCAUUCCUGUCGGCAGUUGACCUACGUGACCAAGAACAGCGGACAUAUGAAAAUGCACCUUCGCAGAUGCACGGGCGAGCGCCCUUUCCAGUGCCACUUUUUUCUUACUACGUUCACUCAUGACUGUGAUCUCAAAAACCAUGUUCGCACCCACGUGGGGGAGCGUCCUUUUUCUUUUGUUCACUGCAAUGCAUGCUUUGCACAGAAAAAGUGCACUAAAAGUCCCCAUGUGUCAUCAUCAUGCAGAGAAGCCCUGAAGGUCAGGAACAUGGACAAUAUUUUGUGUGUGUGGGUGAAAUAGCGGGUUCAUUGAUUGAUUACAUUUUUAUAGCGAAUGAUAACUUCUAAAGUGCAUCAAAAGGUUUUUGGAUGGUUCAGAAAUGGUGUUUCGUACAGGAUAUUGUGUAGUGAGAAAUCUAUUGUUAAUGAAAAUUUCUUUUUGAGGGCCUUUAAAUGACUUUACAGCUAUGUCAUAAUGUUGAAUGUUUGGCUUACCUUGAAUGUGGAUUGCCUAAAAAGGCAUUUAUUACAGUGUAGCCUGCUUGAAGCCACAACAUUUAUAGGUAGUUAACAAGGAGACUUAAGAUAUACCUAUGUGCAAUUAAGGCCAGAGCACACUUUUCACACUCUUGAAAUUAUAUCAUCAGACUGCACAUUCAAACUUAAGUUAGGUCCUUUGUUGUCAGGAGCAGAAGCAGUGGCAUUCCCAUUGAACUACUUCCCCUAAUACAACUUCACAAUGCAUAGAACAUGGUAUUUCUGAAUAAAACUUCUUGAUUC
Molecule: messenger RNA, 2223 nt
Organism: Rhipicephalus sanguineus (brown dog tick)
Lineage: Eukaryota; Metazoa; Arthropoda; Arachnida; Ixodida; Ixodidae
Product: gastrula zinc finger protein XlCGF52.1
Exons: 4
Coding region: 97-1380 (427 amino acids)
Biological process (GO): regulation of transcription by RNA polymerase II
Cellular component (GO): nucleus
Molecular function (GO): RNA polymerase II cis-regulatory region sequence-specific DNA binding; DNA-binding transcription activator activity, RNA polymerase II-specific
Source: RefSeq, a predicted model, not a curated record